This is a messenger RNA of Sesamum indicum (sesame), 2074 nucleotides long. RefSeq names its product Eukaryotic aspartyl protease family protein (gene NANA). The record is from RefSeq and is a predicted model, not a curated record. NCBI's taxonomy places the organism in Eukaryota, Viridiplantae, Streptophyta, Magnoliopsida, Lamiales, Pedaliaceae. Gene Ontology annotation, molecular function: aspartic-type endopeptidase activity. Gene Ontology annotation, biological process: proteolysis.
GAUAUGGAAGAAGGAGAGAGAGAGAGAAACUAAAACCAACAAAGAUCUGAAUUUUGUUUAGAUUACAUACUUUGAUCAUCUCUACAGUUUUUAUCAUUUAACAAUUGCACCGUAAAUUGGACUCACACAAAUCUAAACCAGAGCUGCUAUCAUUGCCUGCUACCCCCCACCCCUCCCCUCCCCUUAAUUUUAUACUUAUAUAUCUCUGUCGUUUGCCCUGGAAAUUGGACCCUCUUUUCCACAGUCGGCCCCGUCGCUUCCCUAAAGAUUACCCAAUUUUUUGCUUCUACUCUUCCCUCUACAUUCAACAUUCCCACCUUUAUAUAAUCUUUCUUUUUGCUUCCUUCUCUUACCUUUCUUGCUUCAAUCAUUGCCUUUCUCAUCUCCCAGCUAUAAUUACUCGAUGUUGAUAUGAAACAUGGGAAGCUGUAGCCGGGAAAUGACUGGGUUUUUCCUAUUUAUCAUCUUUUUUACUGUCAUUGCCUCUUCAUGGGGCCAUGGAAAUCCAGGCGGGACGAAGUUUGAGUUGAUUCACAGGCAUCAUCUUGAAAGAAAGCCCGCGACUCAAAUCCAGCGCCUCAGGCAAUUGCUUCACAGCGACACCAUUCGCCUGCCUGAGAUAUCACACAAAGUAAGGCUAAGACAGGGCCAUUUCGAUGCAAGUAGGCGACAACUCCCGGAGGAAACUGCCUAUUAUCCAGCCUGCACCAACAGCAGCCGUAGAAGCAAGAAUGACAACAAUGUGUCCGGUGAAAUGCCAAUGCACUCGGGCGCUGAUUACGGGACCGGGCAGUACUUCGUCCGGUUCAGGGUUGGAUCCCCUGCGCAGAAACUUAUGCUGAUUGCGGAUACUGGAAGUGAUUUGACUUGGAUGAACUGUAAGUACAGAUGCCGUGGCGGUAGGUGUCGGAAGAGUUCGAAUAAAGGGCGGGUUUUUCUCGCGGACCAUUCUUCUUCCUUCAGGACGGUGCACUGUUCGUCGAGCAUGUGCAAGAUUGAUCUCGCGAAUCUCUUCUCUCUCGCCCGCUGCCCUUCUCCGAUGGACCCAUGUGCUUAUGAUUACAGGUACUCAGAUGGAUCGGCUGCACUAGGGUUGUUUGCAAACGAGAUGGUCACAUUUACCCUAACAAACAGAAGGAAAACAAGGCUAAGAAACGUGCUGGUUGGCUGCAGCGAGUCCACCCGGGGCCAAAGUUUCCAGGGCGCUGAUGGUGUAAUGGGGUUAGGGUACAGCGACUAUUCGUUUGCAGUUAAAGCAGCAAAGAGAUUCGGGGGCAAGUUCUCGUAUUGUCUGGUCGAUCACUUGAGCCCCGAGAACGUAUCAAGUUAUCUCAUCUUCGGUUCCCACAAAGAAGUGGGUAUAACUUACAGAAGAAUGCGCUACACAGAGCUACUCCUAGGAGUGAUCACCCCAUUUUAUGCUGUAAAAAUCAAAGGCAUCUCGAUUGGGGGAUUGAUGUUGGACAUUCCACCUGAAACAUGGAACUUAACCGGUCAAGGCGGAGCGAUCAUUGAUUCAGGAUCCAGCCUAACAGGCUUGACUCAAAAGGCAUAUCAGCCCGUAAUGGCUGCACUAAAACUAUCACUACUAAAUUUCAAGAACCUAAAUUUGGACAUCGGACCGCUCGAAUACUGCUUUAAUUCGACGGGGUUCAAUGAAUCUGUGGUGCCAAGAUUAGUGUUCCAUUUUGAAGAUGGAGCAAGAUUCGAACCACCAGUGAAGAGUUACGUGAUCGACGCGGCCCCAGCAGUGAAAUGCCUGGGGUUCGUGCCUCUUUCUUGGCCUGGUGCAUCUGUGAUUGGAAAUAUUAUGCAACAAAAUCACUUGUGGGAAUUCGACCUGGCUAAUAGUAGAUUGGGCUUUGCUACAUCCUCCUGCAUAUAAACUUGGCCUGAUUCAUUAUGUAGGAAGCAUUCAUAGUUCGAUGUAAUUUACAUUCUCUCCUUCAUUCAAUUUGUAUACAUAGAAAGAAUUGUUGUCUUCCUGUACAACUCUUACCCAUAAUUGUUUGGUUUCCUCUGGAAAUGUAGAGAUGAUUGUUCUUCGAAAUAAGUUCCAAAUUAUUCAGUUCCA